Molecule: messenger RNA, 2431 nt
Organism: Styela clava
Lineage: Eukaryota; Metazoa; Chordata; Ascidiacea; Stolidobranchia; Styelidae
Product: TBC1 domain family member 24-like
Biological process (GO): response to oxidative stress
Cellular component (GO): nucleus
Source: RefSeq, a predicted model, not a curated record
AUUCUCUUAACUGUUUCAGCAAAAUGACUAAGUAAAAUAAUAGUAAAUAAUCUGAUAUUACCAUGGAGGCCGGGCUAGAUGCUGGAGGUGACUCUGUAACACCUUACUCAAAAUUUGUGGAUCGUAGUAAACUUGCUAGCAACUGGAAAGCUCGACCGGCUUCACCAUCUACUGUGACGAAUGUUGCUGUUUUACCACUUGGACAAACGAAAAAAAACAUUAAAACAUUUUUAAGGGAAAGGCUGUUUGCGCCAAAUCAUGACAUAAGGUCUGUUUUGUUUAAAAGUCUAGCCAAAAGAAUUCCGCAUAACACUUCAAUGUUUUCAGAGCAAAUGUAUAAAGACUUUAUACAAGAAUGCUACCCCAAAGUUACUACAUACAAAAAUGCGCCGUUACCUAGUUUUGUACUAGAGGAUGAAGAUUUACCAUCUUACUUACUCAAUGACCAAGGAAAGCUGGAAUUGCGGAAAAUACUUGUUUGUAUUAACCAUCAUUUUUCACAUAUAGUGUAUUGUCCGAUCUUGCCACCGAUUGUUGCAAUAUUACUUCACUAUGACGAUUCUCCAAGUCAAGUUUUUGCUCAUGUUUGUCAUAUAUUAUUUUGUAAUGCUAGGCAUAUGCAUUACAUUGAUCAGAAUAAGGCAGAUACAGAAGCAUCCGCUAGAGUGGUCAAAGAGCUUGUGCGUCGUUUUGCGCCAACUUCACAUAAAACGCUGGUGAACUUUACAACAAAUCCUGAUGAUAUAUACAGCCAAUGGUUACGAGUCAUCUUCCAUGGAUUACCCUUUGCAUAUCUGGUGAUUUUAUUUGACAUGUAUCUCAUUGAAGGUUACAAAGCACUCUUUCGAGCUGCGAUUGCCGUUUUAAAAUUUUACAAAAAGGUUGGCUUGUCUAAUCCAUCAGAUAUUCUAAGUGCUGUGUUUGGCUUUGUUCAAUCAAUUGAUACAAAAGUCAGUACAAACUUGCUGUUCAGAAAAGCAUAUUCAAUCAAGUUGCCGACAACGAAAGAGCUUAGAAAAUUACAUCAAAAGCAGCUUUCUGUGUUACGCCAGCUCCCAAUUGCAGACACUAGUCGAAGAUCAUCCCAAGAGCGUACUCCUUGGAGAUAUAUAUUCUUUGUUCGAAAUGUAAAUUCUGAUAUCGUUGAUGAAACCUUGUUCUCCAAAUUAUAUUGUUGGCUCCCAGAAAGAAUUUCAAUUCUCAGGCCCACGCUUUUAUUUUCUACCAACAAAGAUGGGUAUAGUUUGGAAGCAUUCUUCCGAGCUUCUGACGAAAGAACACCAUCAAUACUUUUGAUUAAAACUACAGAAGGCUCUGUCCUGGGCGCUUAUCUAACAGCUGAUUGGACUGAAAGGAAAACUGAUCCAAAUGCAUAUUUCGGCACCGGAGAAACAUUUCUUUUCACUCUAUCCCCAGAAUAUAAAAAAUAUAACUGGGUUGGAUUGAGAUCGGGAGGAUCAAGUAUUUCAAAUUUGCAAAGCUCGAAUGGAAGAAAUAGCUUAUGUAGUUCUGUAGCUUCUGGAAUGAAGUCGCUCCCACCAGAUGCUGCCAGAAGCAGUAGAGGGAUCACUUUGCCUCCUAUACGUCAUGAUGGUGCUUCACCUUCUUUGGCCAGUGUAACCAAAGAUAGCAGAGAAAGUUCUGUUGUUCUUCCACCUCUGGUCAUCAGCCCCGUUUCACAAGAAUCAAUCCCUUCUUUUUCAUCAUCUACAAUCAAUGAAUCAUCAAGUCGGGCGAAAAUUAUGCAAAAAACAUCAAACGAAAAGAUGGCCAAGACGUCAUCUGAUCUGUUUAUGUUUGCUGAUAGCAGAGGAAUAGUUGUAGGUGGAGGAAAUGGCUAUGGAUUAUUUAUGGAUUCUUCUUUUCUAAAUUGUACAACAGAACACUGUGAGACUUUUGAAAACAAACCACUUGUCAAAGGAGGAAGUUUUCAGUGUUCCCAUGUUGAGCUUUUUGGUUUUACAGAUUGAAUUCAGCCAUUACCAUUCAUAAUGCUGCCAUAAAUUGUUGCAAUAUUUACAUAAGAUUUAUAUAAUACAAAUUGCCACCCAUCUCUAAGCAAUAUUUUAAUAAGUGAUUAGUUCUCAGUUUUGUACUAUUUUAUUGAAUCCUAUAAGAUAUAUUGCAUGUUGUUUUCUAAUAUUUUCUAUGUUAUAUAAUACAGUAUAUGAAUUUCAAACAAUUAUUUUUGUGAAUUGACAUGGUUAAACUUGAGUGUAGUUGCCAAGUCUUGAUUCAAUAUAAACACAAAUUUAGGUUCACACAAAGCUGAUCCGAUCUGUAAACCCCAACUGAGUAUAUAAUGAUAACCUUUUAUUUCUCCACUACCAUGGUGUAAAAACUCGUAAUUUGUUUAAUUCUCAUGGGCCACUCUGGCUCUUUUUGCACAGUUUGAAUUGUUUAUACUGAAUAACCUGGCCUGCAAAAUGAA